Dromiciops gliroides (monito del monte) is the source of this 1142-nucleotide messenger RNA. RefSeq names its product ATP6V1F neighbor (gene SPMIP1). Bases 615 to 1142 code for a protein of 175 amino acids. The transcript is spliced from 2 exons. The record is from RefSeq and is a predicted model, not a curated record. Lineage: Eukaryota; Metazoa; Chordata; Mammalia; Microbiotheria; Microbiotheriidae.
GCUUUGGAAAGGGAGGCCAGAGUUGGCCUUGAUUUCUCUCUAAGCCGCUCGCUCCGGGGCUAGAAAGAGACUGCAGAGCUCAGAAGCAUGGGAGUGAGCUGAAAUACCCUGUGGUUCUGGGAUAAGGAUGAGAAGCUCCUCAUUCUAGGCCUGGACUUUAGAGGUCAUCAUCUAGUUUACCCGACUCAUUUUAUAGGUAGAAAACAGGUCCAAAGAGAUGAAGUGACCCAUUGCCUGAGGUCACAGAGGUCACAUGGACUAGAUUCCACAGGAGGCUCUAUAGCACCAGUCUAGUUAAAGGAUGAGAAUCAGGGUAUGAAAUUAAGAGUGAGAAAAUGGACCUCGCUCUCAGGGCCAAGGACAUUAACUCCAUCAGGGUCAGAGAUACUUACUAGAGUGUGCCUUCAAUCCCAGGGGCUUCUGGGAAGGGAAAAGAAUGGGAGCCCUGCCUAUCCAGAGAGAAGGCAGCAUAUGGAAUCCUUGAGACUGUAUGAGGUGAGGCCUGGUUGCCCAGGCAACUGCUGUCCCUGAGGUUGUUGUUGCCUUAACCUCUUAGGUGGCGUGUUCACCCCUUCAGUUGCCAUAGCCCAGGUAGCCUUUUUCCCUCAGCCACCAUGGCGCGGCACCUCAACAUGGACACACAGCGACAAAACUUCUGGAAGGAAGAAUACCUCAAGGAGAUGAUGUUGCGUUGUGAUUGGCACCAGAAGUAUGGGGCGAAGGUAAAAGCCAAGCAGGUGGCUAGGGAUGCCGCAAGAAAGGUCUUCAAACUGCCAACCUUGGGCCCCAAGGCCCCACCUUCUCCUCCACCCCCACCCAAAGAGCCCCCCAAGCCCCCUUCUCCCAUCAAGGAGGCUCCUACAGAGACGGAAAUGUUCCCAGUGCCACCUGAAACACGGGAACUCCUGUACCAGGGAAUCUCUCAUGAUUUCCAGGGUCGUUUCAACUACUUGGAAAAUCGCAAAAUUACCAAGCCAGAGGAGCGUUACCUCUUUCCAGUCACUACCAACUUCACUUAUGGCUGGCAGUUAGGCCCCCCAGUGGAACGAAAGCUGGUCUCCUGUAAGAUGUGCCGGAUAGAAACCUUCUUCCGCAAGAAUGGGGCCUUUGCUCUACUCGACCCCAAGGACGUAGCCCUCUGA